UCACAAUGGCUCAGAACGUUCAGAGUGUUACAUUGUCUCUCACGCUGCCCAUCACUUGCCACAUUUGCCUGGGAAAGGUCCGCCAUCCUGUCAUCUGUGCCAACAAUCAUGUCUUCUGCUCCAUUUGUAUUGAAGUAUGGCUGAAGAACAACAGCCAGUGUCCUGCUUGUAGGAUUCCCAUCACCCCUGACAAUCCUUGCAAAGAGGUCCUAGGAGGAACGAGCGAAAGCAACCCGGUGUUUAGCCCUGCCAUCCGAAAACAGCUUCGCAAAACCAGACUGGAGAUACUGCACAAAGAAUAUGAGGAUGAGAUAGAAUCACUACAGAAAGAGUUGGAAACUCUGAAAGGAGAAAACCUCAGCCUGGAGUCCCAGCUCAAAUCUGUCCUACAUCCUGAGACCCUGCAGGUGCCAGAGAGAACUCAGGAGAGUCCACAGCCCUCGGACAAUGAGCACAAAGUGGACGCUGAGACUUUGGCAGCAUGGACCCAGAAGCUGCAGGCUGCAAAUGACAUGUAUGAGAAAGUGAAGGAGGACAUGGAAAAAUUAAUGGAGGUGAAUAAAAAACUGAGGCUUGAAAAUGGUAGCCUUGCGAGAGAGAACCUGCAGCUGAAGGCUGAGGUUGGAAGCCGAUCACCCCAGAGGUUAGGGAGGUUCACCAUGGCAGCCCUUCAAACCAGGCUGGAGCAAUGUGAGCAGGAAACGAACCGUCUUAAGAAGGCGUUGGAAAGGAGUGAUGCCUACAUAGAAGACCUGGAGUCACAGAUCGCACAGAUGAAGCGGGAAUGGGACCAGAGGAAAAGCACAAGCCCGGAAAAUGUAACUGCCGCCUCCAUGGAGGAUAAAGACUGUGAAAGUCCUCCCAGCAAGGCUUCCCCAAGCCCUCAAGAACCCAUAGAUCCAACUUGUUUAUGCGCUAGUCAUAGCCCUAGCGAUCUUGAGGAGCCAGCAGGACUUUUAGGGACCAGCAAUGAUGUCUGCUUAAAUUCAGCUAGCCAGGCUUGUUCGGAUGAUCCGGUUACCCCAGGGUCUGCUGGAAGAGAUGUUUUCCGAAGCUCUCAAGAGGGUCUUUUGGAUAUUGGCAGCUCUGACAUGGAUACCUGUUCGGAGCCAGCCUGGGAUAAAAUUGAGGACUGUGCACCCUACAAAGAAGAACUCUACGAUCUUCCGGAUCCGUGCACUCCGUUGUCUCUCAGUUGCUUGCAGUUAAACACUCCCAAUAAUAAGGACGACCCGGCGGCGAAAGAGGAAACCUCGAGUGAGCCGUCAACCUUCCUAAGGAAAUUGGAAUUUGAGGACUUCGGAGAGGCUUCCGACGACGGUAACAAAGAUUCCCCAGAGCACAGCGUAAGCAGCUGCGAGAGUAGCGAACGCAAGGAAGGUUGCUUCUCUUCAGACAAGCCAGACUUUUGGAACAGGUGCCAGCCACAUUAUGGCGAGAACCUGGACUUCGAAGGUUCGGAACCCAACACGGCCACCAGUGACUCUGCAGAGUCUUUAUCCAAAUCAAGCGGAAAAAGCCAUACUCCGGGCGUGCUGAAAAAACUGCACGCGGUUCGUUCUUCCGAAAUGAAUCGCACCCGGACAUCUAGCGAGGCGUCUAUGGACGCGGCGUACCUCGAUAAGAUUUCUGAACUGGAUUCCAUGAUGUCGGAGUCGGACAACAGCAAGAGCCCCUAUUACACCUCCAGGUCUUCUUCUGACCUGGAUAAUUCUUGCAAGACCACCCAGUGUCCCGAUCACUUAACCGAAAACGGGAAGAACGAAAAGGAAAGGAAAGAGCCGCGUCCUCUGAAGAGUCCUCUCAGCGGGGAUCCUUCAGAAGAGGGGAACGAGUGGAAAUUUGCGACUUUUUCCAUCCUUUCUCCAUCGUCGCUAGAAACCGCGGAGUCUUUCCCGCUGUUUGCAGGCCGGACUUCUGAAACGAGUGAAAUAAAGCCUCAGAGCUUCUUAUUCCAAAGAGAGCUUUCCCCAAGCUUUCUUUUCAACAGCUCUCAAGGACCUUUUGACGAGCAUAAACUGGGCUCCUCUCUCUUUAAGAUGGCUCCUGAGCUUCAAAACCUCCACAACCAACUCCAGUCUCCUUGGUCUUCAUCGUUCGUACCCGACAGAAAAGCCAAAAGCAUCCAUUCAUCGGCCAAAAGGAAAAUUCAGAGCAGCCUGUCCAGUGCAAGUCCAUCAAAAACCACCAAGAACUGAUUUGUUAUGUC
Molecule: messenger RNA, 2209 nt
Organism: Protobothrops mucrosquamatus (brown spotted pit viper)
Lineage: Eukaryota; Metazoa; Chordata; Lepidosauria; Squamata; Viperidae
Gene: OBI1
Product: ring finger protein 219
Exons: 6
Coding region: 6-2198 (730 amino acids)
Biological process (GO): regulation of DNA replication; protein monoubiquitination
Molecular function (GO): ubiquitin-protein transferase activity
Source: RefSeq, a predicted model, not a curated record